This is a messenger RNA of Calypte anna (Anna's hummingbird), 3840 nucleotides long. RefSeq names its product Rho GTPase activating protein 26 (gene ARHGAP26). The record is from RefSeq and is a predicted model, not a curated record. Gene Ontology annotation, biological process: signal transduction. Gene Ontology annotation, molecular function: protein binding; GTPase activator activity. The transcript is spliced from 23 exons. Bases 306 to 2588 code for a protein of 760 amino acids. Lineage: Eukaryota; Metazoa; Chordata; Aves; Apodiformes; Trochilidae. Gene Ontology annotation, cellular component: cytoplasm.
AGCGCGGGCCCGGCCCGGGCAGCGGCUCCGCCUCCCCCCCCCCGACCCCCUCCUCCCAUUCCCCCGGUCCCGUCCCCCCCAAUCCCCGCCCGUUCCCCCCCAUCCCCAGCCGGCCCUGCUCGGCACGGCCCGGCUCGGCUCGGCCGCUCCCGGGCGGGUGCCACCUCCUCCUCCUCCCGGAGAGGCGGGCCCGCCCUUUGGCUGCGUUAUAAAAAAAAAAAAAAAAAAAAAAAAAAGCAGUAAUUUUAAUUUUUUUAAUUUUUUUUUUUUUGCGGGAGGGGGGGAGUUUCCCUGGUGCGGGCAGCAUGGGGCUGCCGGCCUUGGAGUUCAGCGAGUGCUGCCUGGAUAGCCCCCAGUUCCGGGAGAGGCUCCGGUCCCACGAGGCCGAGCUGGAAAAGACCAACAAGUUCAUCAAGGAGCUCAUCAAGGACGGGAAGUCGCUCGUCGCUGCCCUCAAGAACCUCUCUGCAGCCAAGAGGAAGUUUGCAGAUUCCCUCAAUGAGUUCAAAUUCCGCUGCAUUGGGGAUGCUGAGACUGAUGAUGAGAUCUGCAUAGCCAAAUCCCUGCAGGAAUUUGCCACAGUGCUGAGGAACCUGGAGGACGAGCGGAUGCGCAUGAUUGAGAAUGCCAGCGAGGUGCUGAUCACCCCCCUGGAGAAAUUCCGUAAGGAGCAGAUUGGGGCAGCCAAGGAUGCCAAAAAGAAAUAUGACAAGGAGACAGAGAAGUAUUGUGGUGUCCUGGAAAAGCACCUAAACUUGUCAUCUAAGAAGAAGGAAUCCCAGCUUCAGGAGGCAGACAGCCAGGUGGACCUGGUCCGGCAGCAUUUCUAUGAGGUUUCCCUGGAAUAUGUGUUCAAGGUCCAAGAGGUCCAGGAGAGGAAGAUGUUUGAGUUUGUGGAACCUCUGCUGGCCUUCCUCCAGGGCCUCUUCACUUUCUACCACCAUGGCUAUGAGCUUGCAAAGGACUUCAGUGAUUUCAAGACUGAGCUGACAAUCAGCAUCCAAAAUACAAGGAACCGUUUUGAAGGAACAAGGUCAGAGGUUGAGUCCUUGAUGAAGAAGAUGAAGGAAAAUCCUCAUGAGCACAAAAACAUCAGCCCCUACACCAUGGAAGGCUACCUCUAUGUGCAGGAAAAAAGGCACUUUGGGACCUCCUGGGUGAAGCAUUACUGCACCUACCAGAGGGACACCAAGAGGAUCACCAUGGUGCCAUUUGACCAGAAAUCUGGGGGGAAAGGGGGAGAAGAUGAAGCUGUCACCCUCAAAUCUUGCACAAGGAGGAAAACAGACUCCAUUGAGAAGAGGUUUUGCUUUGAUGUGGAAGCUGUGGAUCGGCCUGGUGUGAUCACCAUGCAGGCUCUUUCAGAAGAGGACAGAAGGCUGUGGAUGGAGGCAAUGGAUGGCCGGGAACCGGUCUACAACUCGAACAAGGACAGCCAGAGUGAAGGCACUGCCCAGCUGGAUAACAUUGGCUUCAGCAUCAUCAAGAAGUGCAUACAUGCUGUGGAGACAAGAGGGAUCAAUGAGCAGGGGCUCUACCGAAUCGUUGGGGUAAACUCCAGAGUUCAAAAGCUGUUGAGUAUAUUAAUGGAUCCCAAAACAGCCACAGAAACAGAGACAGAGAUCUGUGCAGAGUGGGAGAUAAAGACCAUUACCAGUGCCCUGAAAACCUACCUGAGAAUGCUCCCAGGGCCACUCAUGAUGUACCAGUUUCAAAGGAGCUUCAUCAAAGCAGCAAAGCUGGAGAACCAGGAGUCGAGGGUGUCAGAGAUCCACAGCCUCGUCCAUCGGCUCCCGGAGAAGAACAGGCAGAUGCUGCACUUGCUCAUGAACCACUUGGCAAAAGUUGCAAAUAAUCACAAGCAGAACCUGAUGACUGUUGCUAAUCUGGGUGUGGUAUUUGGGCCAACACUGCUUCGACCUCAAGAGGAAACAGUUGCAGCCAUUAUGGACAUCAAAUUUCAGAACAUCGUGAUUGAGAUUUUAAUAGAAAACCACGAGAAGAUAUUUAACACGGUGCCAGAGACUUUGCCAUCGAACUCACAGCUGCUGCUAUCUCGCAAGAAGAGCACCGACUCCAAGCCGCCCUCCUGCAGCGAGAGGCCUCUGACGCUCUUCCACACCCCCCAGCCCACUGACACACAGGAGAACAGGAACAGCAUCAUCACCUCCAGCCUGGAAUCUGUCAUCUCUGCAAACACAAACAGCUUCCUCAACUCCAGCACCGCUCCCCAGCCCAGCCUCAACUCCAGUGAUCUUGAACUAGAAGUAAUUAAGCCCACCAGGCCAAAUUCACUCCCUCAGAAUCCAAGCCCAACGUCACCCCUCUCACCGUCCUGGCCCAUGUUCUCUGCGCCCUCCAGCCCUAUGCCCACCUCCUCCACGUCCAGCGACUCAUCCCCCAUCAGCUCACCCCUGCGGAAAGCCCGAGCCCUGUACGCCUGUAAAGCAGAACACGACUCUGAGCUCUCCUUCACAGCAGGCACUGUGUUUGAGAACGUUCAUCCAUCCCAGGAGCCUGGCUGGCUGGAAGGGACCCUCAAUGGGAAGACAGGAUUGAUCCCUGAGAACUACGUUGAGUUCCUAUAACCCCGGGCCAUGGGCUGCCCAUGGCAUCCAUGGAGGGGCCCUGCAGGACACUUUGCUCAUCCCCACGGUGGGAUGUGGGGUGAGACCUCCCCUGGACCCUCCAGGAUGGACCUUGGUGUGGAUAACAGCAGCCGUGUCCCCGGGCUGGGUCCUGGGGAGGGGGAGCAUCCCCCUCCCAGCCAUCCCCACAGCCCCUGGGGGACCAACCUGCAAACCAUCACCCAGUGAGACUGCAAAGAGCACCCGUGGGGGCUGAGGGACCCCCACCCCUGGGCUCCCCACCCCCAGGAGGGGGCUGUGCCCUUGGCCAGGGGGUUGGGCUCUUGCAGGCGAGAGCGAGCUGCUCGGGGGGCUCUGCAGGGUGCAGGGAGAAUAGGAUGGACCAAACAUCUCAAAUUUGGGGGACUUUUGUUGUUCUGUUCAUUUUGGGUUUGUUUUUUAUCUCCCCCCCAAAAAAAAAAAAAAAAAAUUGAAGAUUUUUGCAAGGUAAAACCUCUGUGAUCUGUGCAGCCUGUGUCCCCUUCCCGGGAGGGCAAGGUGCAUCUCCAGAGAAAUCCCACUCCCACUCCUUUGGUUUCUUGGGCUGUUUUGUAUCUCCACUUCCCAAUGCACAGAGACUUCCACGCUUUUGCCAAGGCCCAGGCUCCUGAUGUGCCAUUUUGGAGCUGCUUUUCCCACUCUCCACCAUUGCUUUUUUAGGUGGUCUCCUUGCUUGGAGCCUGGCGUGUGGUCUGUCCAUGCCGAGCCUGUGCAGUUCUGGUUGUGCAAGGUAAAUUAUUUCCAUACUCAUGGGACAUUGUUUGCUGGGGUGGCUGAGCUGGGGUCUCCAGAAAACAAAGGGUGAGCCCUUUGUCCCCACCACCCCUCUGUCCCUGCCCCGGGGAGGAUGCUCAUCCCUCCCAGGACUCGGGGGGGAGUGGUUGGCAGAGCCCGUCUGCAAAACUCUCCCUCUUCUGGGACAUUUUUAAGGGAGAAUCUGGGAGGAUUCCAGGAGGAUUCCUCUGCAGGACUCCAGAGUUGGCUGGGUGGCACCUCAAGGGCUGGAAUGAGUUUAUUUUGUAAUAGAAAACCACGAAAAAGCCCCCAGGCUGCUGGGGGAGAGACUCAGCUGUGCAGAAGCGAGGGUGCCUGUGGGGCUGUGGGUGUUGUGUCUUUUUUGUAAGGGUUUGAAAGCCUCCGAGUGACUGAAUUGCUGUCUGUGUCACUUUUUAUUUUUGAAAGAAUUAUUGUAUAAAUAGAGUAUCUUAAAAUA